AUGUCAGCACCACUACCACCAAAUUAUGGUUCCUCAAAAUCUGCACGAUCUGUAAAAAAAUUAUCGAAAAUUAGCAAAAAAUUAGCAAUUAAAAAGGAGCGACCUGUACCAAUGGGUGAUUUACCGCUUGAUGCGCCACCGGUUGAUUGUCCGCCCAUUUAUGAAUGUCUUGUAACGAUGAAACCGUUGAAAAAGCAUCGUUUUAGUACCACAAAGCGUUAUUUUGGUAGAGUUAACCAUGGAUUAAUGCAAUUAAUGCCAGAGAAAAGCGCUAAAGCGAAUAAUGAAGUUAUCGGUUCGGAAUGUACCAUCGAUCUAACCGCUGCAGUAAUUUCAUGUGACGACUCCAGACGGCGAUUAAUUUUUAAAUUCAAGAAAGAAUCACGUGAUAUUGGACCGGUGAACAAGAAUGACUAUGAUACAUUCAAGAAAAUGAUUCAGAAACAUCGUAAUUAUCGUCAAAGUGCUUAUCGUAACAAGAAAGAAGUUACCAAUGAAUUGAUGAAUGUGAAUUUAUAUCGGAAUAAUGAUUCAUAUACGGCAGUUGGACGUAGUAAAUUGAGAAUUUUAUCCUUAAAUAAAAGGUUUGUUAAUCCGGAACAAGACAGUGACGUGGGAAAAUUACGUGAAAACCUUCGGGGUAAUACUAUUAAUGAAUUAAAUGAAAAAGUGGUUAAAAUUACCAAUGAUAUCAAAGCGAUUGCAGUUGAAAUGAAGAAAAUACGAAAAGAAUUAAAGCAAUUAAUUAGAACAGUUCAAAGUGGGAAAGAAUUAAUAGAAAGCAAAGAAGACGAGGAAGAUUCUGAUUCCGAUGAUUCAGAUGAGAAAUCAGAUGCAACCAUCCCUAAUAAUAAUCAAACAUUAUUUGAUGCAAUUCAGAAACAAAAGGGCAAAAUUUGUUUACCUGAAGAAAUUGUUGAAAAAAAGGAAGAAAAACUCGAACGUUUACUGGAAGGAGGAGAAUUAGAAAAGAUGCAACCGCAGAAACGCAGGGAUCAGUUACCAAAACCAUCGGUAAUGGGUGAAGAGUUAGGCCUUCGACAAUUGAUGGCAAUCGUUGCACGACGCUUACCCUUACCAAUAUCUUUCUUUGAACCUCUUACAACAUUACAAGUUUUAUGCGAAGAAUUAAGAUAUUCGGGACAAACGUUAAAUCGAGCUAUAUUCGCUGAUGAUCCGGUAGAUCGUAUUGCUUAUGUAACAGCUUUUGCUAUAAGUAGCUACUCUGGUAUGGUAUCCCGGAAACAGAAACCGUUUAAUCCAUUACUUGGUGAAACAUUUGACUUUGUAUCGAACGACGGAUGGAAGUAUCAUGCUGAACAGGUAAGUCAUCAUCCAUCUAUAACUGCUGCUCACGCUGAAGGAUUAAAUUGGGAAUGGUGGCAAACACUAAUAUCAACACCCAAGACUACCUGGUCCGGUGUUAUUGAGGCGACACCGGAAUUGCCUGUCCGCAUACGGUUGGGUAAAGAGGAUUACUGCUGGAAUAGAGUAAAAGUAAUCAUAGAGAAUGCAUCAUCAACAGCUGAAUACCGGAAACUGAAAAUGGAUGGUACAAUGAAUAUGAGAUGUAGUAAUGGCUAUACAAGCACAGUGAUUUUCCGUAAAGAUCGACAGACUGAAGUGUAUGGCAGUAUAAUGGAUAAUCGCGGUGUUUUAGUUGUUAAACUUAACGGUUAUUAUGAUCGAUUUCUGCAGAAAGCAAAUCAAAAAGAUUACUUAUUCGAAGCAAUUCCAUUACCCAAAAAUGCGAACCAAUACUAUGGAUUUUCACAAUUUGCAUGUGGAUUGAAUGAAUUUUUGAAUAAUGAGGAGAAAUUAAGCGCUCCACAAACUGAUAGUCGAUUUAGACCGGAUUUGAAGGCUCUCGAAAAUGCUGACACUUCUCGAGCUGUUGAAGCUAAAGCUAAUCUUGAAAAACUGCAACGAGUACGUAAUGAAGCAACACAUAAACGUAUGUGGUUUGAACAGCGACAAGAUCUGAUGACCAAUACAACCUUAUGGGUUUGUAACGGCCGAUAUUGGCAAGCAAAGGAAAAAAAAUUCAAGGGUUAUUCGGAUAUGCUCCAAUUAUUCUGGUAA
Messenger RNA from Cercopithifilaria johnstoni, 2082 nucleotides. The record is from the annotation of a GenBank genome assembly. NCBI's taxonomy places the organism in Eukaryota, Metazoa, Nematoda, Chromadorea, Rhabditida, Onchocercidae.